UAUAAUUAAAUAACUUACAGGAUAAAUAUGAAGAAUAUUCAUUCCAUUUACAGUUGGUUGUUACGUAAAUGUGUUGACAAUUAAUUUCAAGUUCAAUUUCUGGUUUUCCCUCUCAAAUGAUCCUCUUUCCAUGUCGCAUUCACCUUUUACGUAAGACAAAAAUCCAUGGCCAGUAUUUCUCGCUAAAGACAUAUUCGUUCUUUCUUCUAAGGUUGCGUUUAGACACAAUAUAGUCACGAGGCGUUCCAGCAUGAUCAUGUACAAGUAAAUGUAAAGUUCAUCGGGAAUAAACCAGAAAUGGCUCUGUGUUUUUCUCUUGGGCAUGACAUGGGAUAGAGGAUGGUUACGAAGAGGAUCUAAUCUGUGAUCUCUUUCAUGAUUGAUGGAAAGAAUAAUUAGGUUUUUUGGUUCGAUAACGAAAGAGGAAAAGGGUAUGAAGCCUUUUCUUCUGAAAUGUGGUUUGGCUUUGGCUCUUACCUUUGCUGGACUUCUCUACUCUCAUAUCGGAGCCAAGAGAAUCAAACCUUCUCCUACUUCCCCCAAGGGGCAACCUUCAGGUCAUGGAAGCGAAGAUAAUUUCGUAAGAGGUAAAAGGGCUGCUUCUAGUUCAGAGGAAAAUGUUUUGGAUGCUGUAAGUGACAUGAAAAAGACUAUCUGUCCUGAAUUUAAUGAUCCUAUCAAGGAUGCUGAAUUUGGAGUCACCAUUGAAGGUAGUUCUUUUAAGAAAGAGGUAGAAACACCAAGGUCAAAAGUAGGAUCUCCUAUGGCAUAUGCAAAUGUUGACAAAGAUGACUAUGAGAAAGAGAUCAGGAACCUCAGGAGCAUGAUCAGAAUGCUUCAAGAGAGGGAAAGAAACCUUCAGUUUCAACUGCUUGAGUACUGUGGCAUUAAAGAGCAACAAGCAGCAGUGAUGGAGCUCCAAAAUAGAUUAAAGAUAAGUAAUAUGGAGGCUAAGAUGUUCAAUCUGAAGGUUGCGACCUUGCAGUCUGAGAAUCGGAGAUUGGAGGUACAAGUGGCUGAUCAUGCAAAACUGGUAUCUGAGCUUGAGACUGCAAAAACGAAAGUUAAGUUUUUGAAGAAGAAAAUUAAGUAUGAAGCUGAACAGAAUAGGGAGCAUAUCAUGAAUCUUAAGCAAAAAGUUGCCAAGUUGCAGGAUCAUGAAUUUAAAGUUGCUGCUAACGAACAAGAGAUUCAAAUUAAGCUGAAAAGGCUUAAUGAUCUUGAGUGUGAGAUAGAGCAGUUGAGAAAAUCUAAUUUGAGACUCCAGAUAGAAAAUUCUGACUUAUCUCGAAGAUUGGAUUCUACUCAGCUCCUUGCAAAUGCUGUUCUAGAAGAUCCUGAGGCACAAGCUCUGAAGGAAGAAGGUGAACGUCUCAGACAAGAGAAUGAAGGGUUGACGAAAGAACUUGAGCAAUUACAUGCAGAUAGAUGUUCAGAUCUUGAAGAGUUAGUUUAUUUGCGGUGGAUAAAUGCUUGCUUAAGACAUGAACUACGAAGUUAUCAGCCCCCACCUGGUAAAACAGCAGCAAGGGACUUAAGUAAAAGCUUGAGUCCUACCUCUGAGAAGAAAGCCAAGCAACUUAUACUUGAAUAUGCAAACAAUGAUGGGCGAGGGAGCGUUUCUGAUGUGGAAUCUGACCAAUGGUUCUCUUCACAGGCUUCUUGUUUCACAGACUCAGGUGAGCAUGAUGAUUAUUCUCUUAAUGAUACUUCAUCUGAGGCCAAAGCUAACAAUCCAAGCAAGUCAAAGAUUUUUGGCAAGCUUAUGAAGCUGAUACGAGGCAAAGACAGCCAGAACCAACGUGAUCGAGUUAUAUCUAAAGAAAAAUCAAUUUCCCGGGUAGAUAGCAGUUCACAUUUCAGCUUGAGUAUGUCAACUGGACAUGAGUGUCUUAGGAGCGAAUAUACAACUCCCUCUGUCACUUCUAGAACUUCCUUUGAUUAUAACCAAGCCACGAGUAUGAAGGAUGAUAGUAGGAGAAAUUCAUAUAGCCAUACCCCAGGAAGCUCCAAGAAUUUCAGUCCAAUGAGAAGAAGUUCAGCAGAUUCCAAAAACCGCCUCGAUUCUUUCUCAGAAUCCUCUGACAUGGAGAAAACUAAUUUGGUCAAAUAUGCUGAAGCUUUAAAAAAUUCCAGUGAAGCCCCCAAACAUAAAUCACACAGAAGAUCAGCAGCAUAUAGUUCAUUUUAACUUAUUAGCUACAUAUGCAAGGAUUUUACAUUACUAUGAAUAUUACAGAUUAGCAGGGUUUAUUUAGCAAUCAAUCCUGAUGUACAAUAUUAGACGUUAGGAGCUGUUCAGAUAAUCAUGUAAUAAUUAAGGAGGGAGGCACUUAAAAUCAUAGGCAAAAAUUCAUGCAUAGUAAUUCUGUGAGUAUGGUAAAAUUUUAACUUCUGGCGAUUCAUUAUGAUCCCUUUCUCUAGCCAUAACUUGCUUCUUUGCAAUUGGUAAUUUCUAGGUUAAUUAUAUAGCAAAAUUCUGAUGAAAAUUUUUGAACCGUCAGGUUUAGUAUUCCCUUCAGGAAUUUUGCUCAUUUUGCUUUUCCACCACAGUGCUACAUGGACUUGUUCAAAAGUUGUGUCUGUUGAAUAUUCAAUCUGGUGAGGCAGAUUGUGAGGUGGAAAUAAACUUGGUUUUUUUCCUCUUAACAAUUACAUGUUAUUUUGAUUGUAUAUAUUCGGAUGAAUCGUAUACUUGCUGUAUCAUAUAACUUUCCUUCCU
Vigna radiata var. radiata (mung bean) is the source of this 2722-nucleotide messenger RNA. RefSeq names its product protein CHUP1, chloroplastic. Gene Ontology annotation, cellular component: chloroplast outer membrane. Gene Ontology annotation, biological process: chloroplast organization. The transcript has 4 exons. The record is from RefSeq and is a predicted model, not a curated record. Bases 383 to 2191 code for a protein of 602 amino acids. Lineage: Eukaryota; Viridiplantae; Streptophyta; Magnoliopsida; Fabales; Fabaceae.